This is a messenger RNA of Drosophila sechellia, 1390 nucleotides long. RefSeq names its product DNA polymerase delta subunit 3 (gene PolD3). The transcript has a single exon. Bases 38 to 1339 code for a protein of 433 amino acids. Lineage: Eukaryota; Metazoa; Arthropoda; Insecta; Diptera; Drosophilidae. The record is from RefSeq and is a predicted model, not a curated record.
CGAUUUCGCGCUAAAAAUAGCUAAACAAAUUGUCGAAAUGUCGCUUAAAAAGGCUCUCGACGAUUGCAUGAUUGAUUUCGAUCGCUGUGUGCUGGUCACCGAUCUCCUGGAGGAGUACAAGCUGUCCUACAAGGAGGUGAACGAUGCGCUGGAGGCCUACAUUAAAGAGCAGGAACCUGCCACAAAAUUCGAGAAGAGAUUUCUAGUCCAUGGCAAGCGUAAAACGCAAGGAUGCGAUUCCGGCGAAGAUCUGUACUCUGUGGUGCUGGAGAGCAGGGUGCAGGAUUGGCUGGCCAAAGUCCAGGAUGCGGAGUCCCAGCUGUAUAGUGUGAAAAUAGCCGGUGGCACCAAAGCGCCGGCUGCAAUUUUCAAACCCAUGCAGCAUCUGGAGGUGAAGUUGGCCAAAGUGGAGCAGCGUCCUGGAGCCGGAAAGGUAGUGCCCAGCGCAAAUGGCAUGACCCACAACAAUGGAGUCAAAUCUGAAAGCACUAAAUCGGAGUCAUCGAAGUCUGUGGCUAAGUUGGAGCCUUCAAAAUCUUCACUUAAAUCAGAGCCCGCAAAGUCGGAGGCGGAAAAGCCAGCGGGCAGCAAGGGCAAGUCCUCUCCGGAGGAUAAGAAGACCUCGCCCAAGGAACAGGCCUCUAAAGCCAAGCCUGCAGCAGCCAAAAAGGGUAGCAUUAAUAGCUUCUUCACAGCGGCGGCCAGCAAGCCAAAGGAUGUCAAAGCCACGCCCAGCAAAUCGACGUCCGGCACCAUGGACAACUUCUUCAAGAAGCAGCCGGCAGGUGCCAAAAAGUCGCCACCGGAAUCCGAAGAUAAAUCCAAGAUAGAUGCUGCCAAUUCAAACAAAACGGAAGCCUCGAAGAAGAAAUCCCCCAGUCCCACCAAGAAGCCCUCAAAGGCAAACACCUCCGUGCAGCUUUUCGACGAGGAGAGCGCAGAAUCCUCCGACGAGGAGGAAAAGCUGGACAUGCUGCGACGGAAGGUGAUCGAGUCGGACAACAACUCCGAUCAGGAAAAGGCCUCGUCCUCCAAACGGCGACGAAUCAGCGACUCUGAGGACGAGGAGCAGCCACCCAAGAAGUCCGCCGAUGAAGAGUCCGCCGCAGUGGACGAGAAAAUGGAUACGGAACCGGCCAAUGAAACCUAUCUGGAUGAAGAUGGCUUCGUUAUCACGCAGCGAAAACCGACAAAAGCCAAGCCUGCCAACAAAAAGAUUUCCCCAAAGGCUGCAGCUCCCGUCAACAAAAAGAAGUCACCGCCUUCAGCCGCCAAAGCUGGAAAGGAUGCGCCUAAAACCAAACAAGCCGGCAUUAUGAACUUUUUUUCCAAGAAGUAAAUGAAAGCAUGGAAUAGUUGCUAAAUUAAGUUUAAUGGUUAGGCAUGGAAA